AGAUCAUUCUGAUAGGUGACAGGUCGUCAGCGGAACGUUUGAUAUGCACCUGUAAAACCGUUAAAGCGUGCAGGUGACAAGAUCAGAGAUAAAUCUCGGAUUUUUAGGGUGGGCGGACAGAGACUGAGAAGAAAACUCUAAGGUCAGAAAGAAAACAAAAAAUAUGAUACUUAGACGAGGACAGACGCCAUGAGACUCGAUCCAGGAUAAAAAUAAAUCACUGACGACAAGUGUGAACGAAGGGGGCGCCAUUAAACAAUGACUUCCGCGGAUCUUUAUGUGCAGACGUUUCUCAAGGAGUCGGAAAUCGGCCAAGUUUACGUGAAGGGGGCGAGAAUAUGGGUACCAGAUGCGGAGAAUGUCUGGUUAGGGGCAGAGCUGCUGGAAAACUACACAGGACAAAAAAAGAUAAAGAUACAAUUAGAAGAUAAUGGAGAGGAGAGAGAAUUUGAAAUCAAAGAUAAAAAAAGACUGCCUCACCUUAGGAAUCCUGAGAUUCUGAUUGGAGAAAAUGAUUUGACAUCACUCAGCUACCUCAACGAACCAGAGGUUCUGUACAACUUAAAGGUGCGGUUUUUGGAGAGUAACUGUAUCUACACAUACUGUGGCAUCGUGUUAGUGGCUAUCAACCCGUAUGAACAGUUACCUAUCUAUGGCAAUGAGCUCAUACAGAUGUACAGCGGUCAGGAUAUGGGGACAAUGGACCCCCACAUCUUUGCCGUGGCAGAGGAGGCAUUCAAACUCAUGUCCCGAUUUGAUAAGAACCAGUCAAUUAUUGUGUCUGGAGAAUCGGGAGCUGGGAAGACAGUGUCAGCGAAGUACGCCAUGCGAUAUUUCGCGAUGGUCGGAGGAUCACAAAAAGAAACUCAGGUGGAACAAAAAGUCCUGGCAUCCAACCCAAUCAUGGAGGCCAUUGGUAAUGCUAAAACAACAAGAAACGACAACAGCAGUAGGUUUGGGAAAUACAUAGAAAUCUCCUUCAACAAAAACAACGAAAUCAUUGGCGCCCACAUGAGAACCUACCUACUGGAGAAAUCCAGGGUGGUGUAUCAAGCUGCAGAAGAAAGAAACUACCACAUUUUCUAUCAACUUUGUGCUUCCAAAGAUCUACCAGAAUUUAAGAAGUAUUGUCUGUUGUCCCCUGAUGAUUUUUACUACACGAGUCACGGUCAGGCUCCAGAGAUAGACGGCGUGGACGACGGGGAGGACCUAGUGUCUGUCAGAGAGGCCUUCACAAUGCUGGGAAUCUCGGAGAAGGACCAGAUGAUGAUCUUCCAGAUUCAGUCGGCUGUCCUACAUUUUGGUAACGUUAAAAUACGGGAGGCUGACGGAGAAUCGUCUGAAAUAAAGAAGGACGACAAACAUUUAACCAUUAUGUGUAAACUGCUGGGCAUCGAGGAAUCUCAGAUGAGGAUGUGGUUAUGUAACAAAAAAAUUGUUACCGUCGGCGAGGUGUUAACAAAACCGUUAACAUUAACGCAGGCAUCCUUUGCACAAGAUGCUCUGGCCAAACACAUCUACGCACAAAUAUUUGAUUGGAUUGUGGAGAAGAUAAACAAGGCUCUACAGAGUGGAGCAAAAUCUACAAAGUUUAUAGGAGUCUUAGAUAUCUACGGGUUUGAAACUUUUGAAAUUAACAGUUUUGAACAGUUUUGUAUCAACUAUGCUAAUGAGAAGUUACAACAGAUAUUUAAUAUGCACGUAUUUAAACUAGAACAAGAGGAGUAUGUGAGAGAGGCCAUUGAGUGGUCGUUUAUUGAUUUCUAUGACAACCAGCCUUGUAUUGACCUGAUUGAAAGUAAACUAGGAAUUCUGGAUCUCCUGGACGAAGAGUGUAAAAUGCCUAAGGGUUCGGAUGAGAACUGGUGUCAGAAGCUGUAUGAUAAACACCUGGGGAAGGCCAAACACUUUGAGAAACCUCGGAUGUCACGGUCAGCGUUCAUCAUUAACCACUUCGCAGACCGUGUCGAAUAUCAGGCCGACGGAUUCCUGGAGAAAAACCGGGACACGGUACUGGAGGAAAACAUCAAUAUACUCCGGGCCAGCGAGUUUGAGCUUGUAGCUGAGUUGUUUGAAGAGAAGGUUGAUCCUAAUGAGAAGAAAUCCCGAGCGGGCUCGGCGACAACUCAUCCCCUCAGGCAAGCCCCAAAGGGGGGGCGGGGCUCAAACAAAAAGACAGUGGGAUCACAGCAAGUACAGAAAGCGACAGUGGGAGAUCAGUUCCGAGAAUCACUACACAAACUGAUGGAGACAUUAAACGCCACGACACCCCACUACAUCCGGUGUAUCAAACCCAACGACACAAAGGAAGCAUUCAUAUUUGAACCAAAGCGAGCCGUGGAACAACUGAGAGCUUGCGGUGUGUUAGAAACCAUUAGAAUCAGUGCCGCGGGUUAUCCCUCCAGAUGGACCUAUCCGGAGUUUUUCCAGAGAUACCGCGUCCUGGCCGGCUCUAAGGACAUCAACAGGAGUGACCAGAGGAAGACCUGUGAAAAUGUACUCACCAAAGUCAUACAGGGUAACGUCAAGAAGACACCUAGAGGUCUGGAGGAUCCAGACAAGUACCGAUUUGGAAAAACCAAGAUUUUUUUCCGCGCAGGUCAGGUGGCUUACCUGGAGAAGUUACGCUCUGAUAAACUGAAGGCCUGCGGAAUCAUGAUCCAGAAACACGUCAAGGGCUGGUUGGCACGGCGACGCUAUCAACGAAUCAUCAAGUCCAUCACCCUGUUACAGAAAUACGGGCGAGGCCUGCUGGCCAGGAGACAUGCCAAAUUUCUACGGGAAACAUUUGCUGCCACUCGUAUUCAAAAGCACUGGAAGGGUUACAAAGCAAGGUCACAUUACAUCAAAGUCAGGAAAGCUACCGUUAUUAUACAAUCAGCCAUUAGAGGAUUCUUUGGACGUAUCCUGUUUAAGAAGGAGUUACAUGAGCAUCGCGCGAUCACGAUUCAGAAACUCGUACGAUCUUGGCUGGCCAGGAAAAGAUACAAGAGAGUGAUGCGGGGGAUCGUGUUACUCCAGAGUCACUUCCGACGACGACGGGCCAAGAAGGAGCUUAAACAACUCAAGAUUGAAGCUAAGUCAGUGGAACACAUUAAGAAUGUUAACAAGGGUCUGGAGAACAAGAUCAUACAGCUACAACAGAAACUGGACGCCAAGAAUAAGGAGGGUAUGACAAUAAAGGAACAAGAAGUGUACAUCAAACAACUGAAAACAGAGAUGGAGAAACUGAGGUCCUCGAGUGAGGAGGCUAAGAAAUCCUCAAACAAGAUCACGGACCUGAUACAACAGAUCAAGGACCUACAAGAGGAGCUGAGUAAAGAGAGGGAGGAGAAACAGGUCCUCAUCAGCGAGAAGGAGGAGCUAGUGAAGGAACACACACAGGUGUUGAGUAAGAUGGCGGAGGAGAAAUGUAAACUAAAGGAAGAGCUAGAGGAGGCCAACCUUAAACUACAGCAACAGGAAACCAGCACUGACGAUGUGCUGAAGAGGAAACUGGAGGAGGCCACACAACAGCUCCAGGCUGAGUUUGACUCCGAGCGUGGCCACCACCAGCGACUCGUUAAGGAGCACGCCCGACUCCAGCAGAGGUUCGAGAAUCUUCAGUCGGAGAUGCAGAUGGUGACGUCGCCGCACGGCCACAAACGGACGCCAUCGGACAUCAGCGCCAUCAGUCUGGAGUCGUACACCAGCUCCGCGUCGCCGGACGAAGUCAAGUAUGAAGAGGAGGGACCAGAGGACAAGGACCAAGGUUAUGGAACAAAGAAGAAGAAGAAAGCACCGGCUCCUCCAGUACCCACAGCAAGCGCCAUGGAGAAAGAAAUGAAGGAUGUUGAUGUAGGUUUGAUUCUGCGACUACAGAACAAGAUGAAGGAGAUCGAGCAGCAGAAGACAAAGCUGGAAGAGAGACUGAGACAGUAUGAGGAUGAGGGUCAUCCACAGACAGGCAACUCGGACGCCGUCAUCUCAAACUCAGCAUUCGAUGCUCUUAAGCAACAGCUUGUUAACGCUGACGACGUCCAGCUCGUGAUCAAGCUACAGAAACGAGUGGCCGAGCUUGAGAUGACAAAAUCCAAGCUCGCUGACGAGCUUGACGAGAGAGAUGAUGAAGAUGAAGAAAAAUCGGGAUUUAAAAUCACCACACCCGAGUAUGCUUAUAAUAACUUAAAGAGAAUGAAUGGACAUGUUGACAAGGAGCCUCCGUAUGAUAAUAAAGAGGAGAUGCAGGAGCUGCAGAAUGAGAAUGACAAACUAAAGAGAGAGGUGAACAAGUUAAUGAAGUCCAUAUCUGAGAAUGUCAGCUUCGAGAAGGGAGGGACCAAUUCCCCCGCCGGCAAAGAGUUUAUGGAUGCUAAGAAAAUAGAGGAUCAAGUGAAAGUAUUUAGAGAUCAGUUUACAGCGAUGGCUGAUGAGUUAGACCGGCGGCGCGAGGAGUGUUUACAGUUACGGGCGAUGUUAGCGGAGAAAAGCAUCACGACGCACGCCAUCGCCAAGGAGUCGUACGGAGGAAACGACGACCUAGUUAAUGAAGACAACGAACUAGCACUGGCUUACAGAACUCAGAAAGAACUCAACAGGUUACUGGAGAACCAGCUACAGAAGACAGAGAAGGACAUAAAGAAGAAGGAGGAGAAACUGAAACGGGAGAUAAAGGAACUGAAGACUGAGAAUGAGGCCGCACAGAAAAUAAUCAACCAGUUCAACAGCAUUACACGCAAUCUUCAGUUGGGUCCUGAGGCCAAGAUUGAAGCCACGAUGCAGCACGAGAUUACUAGACUUACAUCAGAAAAUCUUGACUUGAGAGAAAAGGCUGACAAACAGGCAGACCAGAUCCGCAAAAUGAAAAAAAUGCUGAAGGUGUAUGCCAAAAAACUCAAGGAUGGGGAUGUGGCUGAGAUUGAAGCAGAACUUGAGAAAGACGACAAACAGAAGAAGACAGAAGACAACGUGGCAACAGUCAAACACCUGGACAGGACGUACAUGGGAAUGUUAGAAUAUAAAAAGGAGGACGAAGGACGACUCAUCAAAUGUCUCAUCAUGGAUUUGAAGCCUAAGGUGGCACAGGGCCUGUUACCUGGUCUACCAGCGUACAUUCUUUUUAUGUGUGUACGACACACGGAUUACAUCAACGAUGACGAGAAAGUCCGCACCCUACUGACAAACACAAUCAACGGCAUCAAAAAGUGUGUCAAGAAACACAACAAAGAAUUGGAGAGAGUGAUUCUGUGGUUGGCGAACACAUGUCGACUUCUACACACCCUAAAGCAGUACAGUGGGGAAAAGACAUUCCAGUCAGAGAACACGUCGCGGCAGAACGAGCACUGUCUACGUAACUUUGAUCUGUCAGAGUACAGACAGGUGUUCAGCGACCUAGCAGUGUGGAUCUUCCAGACAAUGAUCAAAUACAUGGAGGAAGUCAUACAACCCAUGGUCGUGCCUGCGGUGCUGGAACACGAGGCAAUCGCGGGACUGUCAGCCAGUAAACCCUCGGGUAUGAGAGGGCGAAGCAGCAGUACUCAGGACGAAGACGUGAGGGAACUGUCUCUGGACACUCUGAUGAAAUCUUUGAACAAAUAUAACCAAGUACUGUCUCAGCAUGCAGUGGACCCGGAACUAGUCAAACAGGUCUUCAGACAGUUGUACUACUACAUUGGCUCCAAUGCCCUGAAUAACCUGCUACUCAGAAAGGACAUGUGUAACUGGUCCAAAGGCAUGCAGAUCAGGUAUAACCUGAGUCAUCUGGAGCAGUGGCUGCGAGAUAACAAACUUAAUGAGUCCGGGGCUCAGUCCACACUCGAGCCCAUCACUCAGGCAUCUCAACUCCUACAGGCUCGCAAGUCCGAGGCAGAUGUAGACAGUAUAUGUGAGAUGUGCUCAAAACUCACUACAGCGCAGAUUGUUAAGAUCCUGAACCUCUACACACCAGUGGAUGAAUUCGAGGAGCGAGUUCCGAUCAGCUUCAUCCGUAAAAUCCAGGAGAGAUUAAAAUCCACAAAGAAAGAGGAAGACAAUACAUUACUGAUUGACACUAAGUAUUCGUUCCCCGUAACGUUCCCCUUCAACCCCUCAAGCCUCACUCUGGACUCGAUAGACGUCCCCGAGGCCCUCCAUCUAGACUUCCUCACACGUGUUUAAUGUCUACAAGUCAUAGGAGUUAUUUAUAGUUCUGAUUGGUCAGAUUUAUUUCUAUUUAUGUCUCUGAUUGGUCAGAUUUAUGUCUAUUAUUUCUGAUUGGUCAGGUUCAUUAUUAUUGAAUGUUUUUGAUUGGUCGCUUAUUUAUCUUAAAAUGUGUGAUAGCCAAUAGAUUUUUUUGUUAAUAUAUAAUUUUGUGCUUUUUUUAUUGGUCUGUUUAUAGAUUUUCACUUUCUGUGAUUUGCCUUAUAUAUUCUUCUACAUAUCCUCUUAGUGAAGGUCAAAGCCUCUUUUUCAUCUGAGUUCAUGUGGUCAUGACCGUUCUGUGAAUUAUUGUCCCUUUAUCAUGUCCGAGUUCACAUACUAUGAUAAAAAUAAUUCUGUGACGUGUAGAGUUUAUUUCUCCAAACUUACUUUUAUGUGAAAUAUAAUUCUUUUUGCAAAUCCUUCAGCUAAAAUACUAAAUAUGUUAUGUUGAUGUAAAUUUAACUUCAAACUGCAAAGGGCAUACUAAUAUACAUGUAAUAAUUUAUUACACAUCAUCAAACAAUUAAGGAGCAUAUCUUAACAGCACAAGUUCUUACAGAGGUCGACCACAAAUUCUUAAAAAACUAAGUUACACAAGAUAUAUAUGAUUGUGAUAGAUUUCAGCUAAUAUUUUGGUGCUUUUUCACUUUGUAGUUUUUUUUUCAUUUAUAUUUUAGUCUUUUGUCAUUUGCAUUCUGUUCUAGGCAUUCAUGUAUCAAUGACUUAUUGUACUAAUCAGGUUUACAACGUUUGUGACAAAUUGUGAUAAAAUCUUCAUCUGUGAAACUUUUUUUUUUAAUGAAUGACAUUGAAAUUGUUUGUGUGUAAGUUAGAUAGCUCUGACAAAAUCAUCCCUCCUUAUUUUAAACCAGCAUCCUUAAUAAAAAUUGAAAUAUGCUUA
Messenger RNA from Saccostrea cuccullata (small rock oyster), 7060 nucleotides. RefSeq names its product unconventional myosin-Va-like. The transcript is spliced from 48 exons. Lineage: Eukaryota; Metazoa; Mollusca; Bivalvia; Ostreida; Ostreidae. Gene Ontology annotation, biological process: actin filament organization; vesicle transport along actin filament. Bases 259 to 6135 code for a protein of 1958 amino acids. Gene Ontology annotation, cellular component: cytoplasm; actin cytoskeleton; vesicle. The record is from RefSeq and is a predicted model, not a curated record. Gene Ontology annotation, molecular function: microfilament motor activity; actin filament binding; ATP binding.